UAGUCAAUAAAGAAGAACGCAGUGUGUCGCACAAGUAUAGCUUAUCGAAUAAUUCAAUUCAAUUCCCAUUUGGAAAAACGCUCAGAACGUCACUCAAUUAUUCGAAAUACUAGUUUGUUUAUUGCAAUUUCAAGUUGCUAUUCUAUUAGAGGUACAAAGACCGUUGGCCUCAGUAUUUUGCAUAUUGAGUACGAAUAUUUUUAGUUGAGCUCGUUUUGAAUGUAUACUUAAUCGAAGUUUACAGAGGCAUUUCUUUUUACAAUCGUCCAAAGUAUUUAUUGUAUGGGAAUAGCUAGUUAAUGUGCACCGCACGAUAAGAAUUCGAGUAUUUUUAUUGAUAAACGAAUUUAAAAAAAAAAGUUAACCCUCUGAUAUUUCAAACGAGAUGACCAACCUAAAACAAGAAGAUUGGAGAGUAUCAAAAAUAUUGAGAAAAUACCCAGUAUAUCGCGAAAAACUGAUCAAGACAUGUGAGGGCUGGAUAGCAGCCAAACAAAAGGACGAUGCAGCAGAAGGCUUAUGGCGUAUCAAAGAUGAACUUUAUGACCUUACCGAGUUUAUACCAAGUCAUCCAGGUGGAUCAUUCUGGUUGGAAUGGACAAAGGGCACCGAUAUAACCGAAGCAUUUGAAUCGCAUCAUAUAUCAAAGACGCCAGAAAAUAUGUUAGCCCAAUUUCAUGUUCGCAGUACUUCAAAACCGCGCAAUUACAAGUUAACACUACACGAUAAUGGUUUCUAUAGAGUGCUCAAGUCGCGAGUGCGUGAUAAGCUGAAAAAUGUGGAUCAUUCCCCUGAACGACGAACAGAUGUUAUACACUUUGGUCUCUUGCUAUCUACUUUUGCAUUGGCUUUCGCCUGCUCGUAUACUGGCUAUGUAAUAUACGAAUUACUCGCAGGCCUUUCCCUCUCAUGGCUAACUAUUGCUACGCACAACUACCUGCAUCGUAAGGACAAUUGGCAGAUGUAUACUUUUAACUUUUCGCUUAUGAAUUUUUGUAACUGGCGCAUUUUGCAUGUUAUGUCUCAUCAUGUCUACCCGAACUCCUUAAUUGACCUCGAGAUGUCUCUUUUUGAACCUUAUCUUUGUUGGUGGCCAAACUCACAACUUCAUACAAAAUGGUUUCGUGUUCUUAGCGUCGCCAUACAACCUAUUGUUUAUACGUUUAUAUUUCCUUUCCAGAUAAUAUUGAGAAUUACCGUUUCCGUACUAAGAAAGAAUAUUUUAUUUUGGCACGACAUGAUCGGAUUUAUAUUGCCGUUGUUUAUGAUGUUUGUAGCACAAGUGCCUAUUUUGACUGUACUCAGACAAUGGGUGGUCAUCAUUGGUCUCGCAAGUUUAAUUUUUGGCGUAAUUGGUUUGAAUGCCGGACAUCAUGGCCCAAAAAUUUUUCAUGAUGGCGAUGCAAGUCGUGAAGACCGAGAUUGGGGUCUUUAUCAAUUGGACACAAUAAUCGACCGUAGUGAUAUCAAAGGUUCGCAGUUUUUGGUGUUAACGCAUUUUGGGGAUCAUUUUCUACAUCAUUUAUUUCCGACAUUGGAUCAUGGCAUACUUCCACAACUCUAUCCGGUGCUUUAUGAAACUUUAGACGAAUUCCAAGCACAAUUGCGUGAAUGCAACCAUUGGCAGCAUAUAGUUGCUCAGAAUAAACAGUUAUUACGUACAAAGCCAAAUCCUACCUCCUACUAGUGUUAAUAAAAAUAAGCGUGGAUAGGAAUUAGUAAUUAAUAAAUAAAUAAAUUUCUAUAAAU
Messenger RNA from Bactrocera tryoni, 1749 nucleotides. RefSeq names its product cytochrome b5-related protein. Gene Ontology annotation, cellular component: mitochondrion. Gene Ontology annotation, biological process: lipid metabolic process. Lineage: Eukaryota; Metazoa; Arthropoda; Insecta; Diptera; Tephritidae. The transcript has 4 exons. The record is from RefSeq and is a predicted model, not a curated record. Bases 386 to 1687 code for a protein of 433 amino acids. Gene Ontology annotation, molecular function: heme binding.